Closterium sp. Naga37s-1 is the source of this 405-nucleotide messenger RNA. The record is from the annotation of a GenBank genome assembly. NCBI's taxonomy places the organism in Eukaryota, Viridiplantae, Streptophyta, Zygnematophyceae, Desmidiales, Closteriaceae.
AUGGCCACCCUCCGCUGCGACGCGUCCGUCCUCGGCGCCGUGUCUUCCGCUGCUUUUGCUGGCCGUCAAAACCUUCAGGCGCAACGCGGCGAGGCGCGCGUGGUGUGCAAGAAGGAGGGCAUCCACCCCAAGUUCUAUAAGGAGUCGAAAGUGUUCUGCAAUGGCGAGGAGGUGAUGACCACCAUGGGCACGCAGGAGAAAUACGUCGUCGACGUCUGGUCAGGCAACCACCCGCUGUUCCAGGGCAGCAAGAACACGCUGCUGACGGAGGCGGGGCGAGUGGACAAGUUCAACCAGCGGUACGGCGCCCUCGGCACCAUGUCCAAGAUCCCCGUCCUCGAUAAGGGCGAAAUCGUUAUUGUUAAGAAGUCCAAGGCGCCGGCCAAGAAGGGCGGCAGGAGAUGA